UUCACAAAUGGGCGGGGCUAAAGCGGUGAACCGCAGGACACAAUCAGAAUGAACUAGAAGAGUGAACGUACCGACGAUGACUCUGGUGGGAGAUUCUCUUUAAAUUCAGCGGAAAAAAGGUCCCUGUGAAGACUUCGCGAAGACGAAGAAGUGUUUUUGUCAAGAGUGUCUGGAAACGGUUAACUGUCGCACUAUUUUUAAGACGUUAUGUGGUGGUCUUGGCCCCUCGUGUCUGUUGUGGUGCUAUGCUCUCUCUUGUCAGUGGGUACUGUGCGGACCGCACCCUGCCAGACUUGUCAGAAACUUACGACCAACUUCAUCAAGGGCUUGGAGCGAACAGCCAAUAAGAAUUUUGGGGGAGGAAAUACUGCUUGGGAAGAAGAGAAAUUAGCAAAAUAUGCACGCAGUGAAACUCGUCUGUUAGAGAUCAUAGAGACUGCAUGUGACAAGUCAGACUUUGAAUGCAACAGACUCCUGGAGCAGAUCGAGGAUCAGGUGGAGACCUGGUGGUUUCACAGGCAACAGGAAGCACCAGACCUGUUUGAAUGGCUGUGCAUUGAGGAGCUCAGACUGUGCUGCCCACCGGGACGCUAUGGACCUGAAUGUGCAGAGUGUCCGUCAGGUCCUGGUGGUGUGUGCGGUGGUCUUGGCCGCUGUGAGGGUGAGGGCACACGUCUGGGCGAUGGAGAAUGUGUGUGUGAUCCUGGAUACUCAGGCCCCCUGUGUCAGAACUGUGCUGAUGGAUACUACAGAGAAAAGAGCUCCAAUCACACACAACCACCCUGCUCUGCUUGUUAUCACUCCUGCAAAAAGUGCACCGGUCCACAAGAUAACCAAUGUCAGGACUGUAAACCUGGAUGGAUCCUUCACGACAACAAGUGUGUUGAUGUGGAUGAGUGCGGGACUGAAUUGGCUCGCUGUCCAUCUAACACCUACUGCUUUAACACUGAUGGUUCUUAUGAAUGCAGAGGUUGUGAUCAAGCAUGCGUGGGCUGUAUGGGGAGUGGACCUGCUCGCUGUAAGAAAUGCUCUCGAGGGUUCAGGCUCAUUGGCGCUAAGUGUCUAGACAUUGACGAGUGCUCUGAGAAAGCAAUAGCUUGUCCUGGACUCAAUGAAGCUUGUAUUAAUGAGGAGGGCUCGUUCCGCUGCGAGUGUGCCGAGGGAUUUAUUCGACGAGACAGCAUUUGUGUGGAGAAUCUACCACCUACGGAUCCAGAGAAGGGUCUGUUUGAUGACAUCACGGACGACGAGGUCCUCGUCUUGCAGCAGAUGUUUUUUGGUGUUGUGAUCUGUGCCCUAGCUACUCUAGCGGCCAAAGGAGACAUGGUCUUUACAGCCAUCUUUAUAGGAGGCGUGGCCGCGAUGGCAGGAUACUGGCUUUCGGAGAAAGGCGAUCGUGUGCUGGACGGCAUUCUUAAAGGACGCUAAUGGAUUGGACACUCGUAACCUGAAAUGUGGGUGACGCCACCGAAGUGCAAAGUUAUCGGGCAAUUCAGACUGGAAGAAAGGCAGUGAACUUUGCAAUGCAUGUCAAUCAGGGAUGCUUAGGACUGGGAUGAGUGGCAAUACUAGUGCUACUGUUUAAAGCUCUGAAUUAGUGGAUAAUGAAGUUUGUACAAGCUUAUCUAUAACACUGUGUUUCAACAGUUUCAUUGCUGCUGUAUUUAUUGAAGGUUUUCGGUUAUACUGGAUUUGGGUUGAUCUGACGAGAAGCAACAGAAUCCGCUAGAAUUUCUGUAUAUAUAUUGGCAUGGAUAUUUCUUGCAACCUUAGAAAGUAACGUCAGGUAAUGUCAUUUAUUUAUUACUUUUACAUAUACUGUAUUUAUUUCUAUAUGGUGCCCUAAUAUAUACAACUGUUCCAAAAACAUUUCGAAACAGUUUACAGGCAAAAGUCGGUACUGUUUGAGUUUAAACUUGAAACGCUCCUAAAGGAGGGCAGGUAGCUACCUUGAGAUGUACAGAGACCUCUUCUUGUACACAGAAUCAUUCUCUGGAUGAAAUCAUGUUUGAAUUAUUUCCCUGUCAAAGUUGUGUAUGUAUGUCAUUUUGUUUAAGAGCCAUGGCGAAUUAUUUGUGUUAAUUUUAAUGCGGUUCCAACACACUUUCAUAUCACAUUAAAGUUUCAAACCAGUUUGUAAUUCAUUAAAAAAGUUAUCAACUCAACCACUCUAGUUUGCUAGUUGUACUCUACAUGAGCAAUAUUUACCUGAAAUUUUGGAAGCAGAACAUCAAGAACAUUUAUAUUUAGUAUGGAUAAUAAACCUCUUAUUUCUAUGUUUUAUUCUUUUAAGGCUUUUGCAAUUCCCUCAUAUAUGACACUGGAAAUGCUGUUUAUAAAUAUGCAAUUGAAAAAUAAGAUCAUGUGACCGUUUAUUGCUUUUACAUGUUGUUUAGCGGAGUGUAGUGUUAAUUUUAGCCAAUACAUGUGGCCUUUUGAUCAUUAGUUUUAACUUUUAAGUUCACAACAGGUGGCUUAAAAGCAUCAGUUAGAUUGUGCCAGUUGGAAUCACUGAAAAAUACACAUAUAGUUUAUAUGUAUCUUUCAUCAUCACUGCUUUUAUUUUUUCUGUUUAUGAGUGUGAAUCUGACUUGCAGCAUCAAGAGUUAUCUGAAACAAGGGGCAUGAUUUUGCAAUUCUUGCUAGCCUUAAUGUGAACUGUUUAAAGUUUUUUUAACAUCUCUUGUUGGGGGAGAUUACAACAUUUUUAUUAAAUUUAUCUUAAAUGACA
Misgurnus anguillicaudatus (oriental weatherfish) is the source of this 2731-nucleotide messenger RNA. RefSeq names its product cysteine-rich with EGF-like domains 1b (gene creld1b). The record is from RefSeq and is a predicted model, not a curated record. Gene Ontology annotation, molecular function: calcium ion binding. Lineage: Eukaryota; Metazoa; Chordata; Actinopteri; Cypriniformes; Cobitidae.